CCCUCGCCGCGUCAUGUCAGCUGGGAGCCGCUGGGAAGUUUUACUCAAGUGAGUCAACACGGAGAGGACGACACCCACCCAGACAGCCGCUGGAUAACAACACUGCUGGCUACACGGCCACGCAGGACAAACCGGCACGCCGAGCUUUUUUAUUUCUUUCCCACGGAUUUCCGCGCUUCACACAUCGCCAUGUACACUUCAGUGUUGGUUUUUGGAAAUUAGGAAAUGAAAGUGACCGUGUGUUUCGGGCGGACGCGGGUGGUAGUCCCGUGUGGGGAUGGGGAUAUGAAAGUGAGCAGCCUCGUCGAUCAAGCCGCCAUGAGAUACAAACGAGCCAUCGCCAAGGAACCCAGCUACUGGGUCCAGGUCCACCGGUUGGAACACCGUGAUGGAGGAAUCCUGGACUUGGAUGACGUGCUGUGCGACGUCGCAGAUGACAAAGACAGGUUGGUGGCCGUCUUUGAAGAGCAGGAUCCUCACAACGGAGGCGACGGUACGAGCGCCAGCUCCACGGGCACGCAGAGUCCCGAACCGUUUGCCGGCGAGCUGAGUUCGGCGUCGGCCUUCCAGCCUUACCAAGCCAACAGCGAGAUCGAGGUCACGCCGUCUGCUCUCAGAUCAAACAUGCCUCUCCGUGUCCGUCGCAGCAGUGAUCCUUCCCUGGCCGGCCUUCCUGCCGGUGAAAUUCCACUUGGCACAGACGAACCGUCCAGAAAGAACCCAAGCCGCUGGUCCACAACUGCUGGCUUCCAGAAGUAUAACCACAAGCCCCACACGGAGGCGGGCACCAACAGCCUUGAGCGCAAGGGCAGGGGAAUCCAGGCCUACCGUAGUCUUCCUCGCGAUGCAAGUGGCAGGACCACUCAGUUCCAACGAGAGAUGACGAGAUCCUCCCUCAGCGCCAACCACCCAAUGGUGGACCGUUGGCUUGAUCGCCAAGAACAGGAAGAGGAAGAGGAGAGACGAAAACGUGAACAAAGAAUUGAGCGGAUAGAGCCGGUGGGAAGAGCUGACUCCUCGUUGGACCAUUCACCAGUGUUAAGUCUCGAAGCGAUGCUCAAGCCCGUGGAGGUGUCCAACAAAGGAGGGCCCCUGGGGAUCCACGUCGUGCCUUUCAGUUCGCAGGAUGUCAGGACUCAGGGCUUGCUAGUCAAGCGUCUGGAGCGUGGGGGCAAGGCUGAGCAGGAGCAUCUCUUCCAGGAGAAUGAUUGUAUUGUCAGGAUAAAUCAGGGAGAUAUACGCAACCUUCGCUUCGAGCAGGCUCAGAACAUUUUCAGGCAGGCGAUGGGCUCCCCCGUCAUCCUCUUUCACGUGGUCCCGGCCGCCAUGAAGAAACCGUACGAGCUGCUGGCGGGCAAGAGAGACCUCAGCUCGCCUCAGUCCGGCAGGGUCCGCUUCAGCCAAGACUCCCUGCAGUCGGGAGACCGGACCAGCCUGACAGGGGGGCGGACCUCCAGUCAACAGGGCUCACUGGCAGGAAGCACACCGGAGCCAAAACGGAGAUAUGCCACGCUACCCCCAUCCCUGGUGUCCAGUACCUCCUCCGCCUCAUCGCCUUCCCUGCAGCGCAGGAUAAGCUCCACCCCGUCCAGCAGCUCCUACGUUAAAGGCAGAGGACGCAGUUUCACCAUCCAGCUGAAGAAAGGUCCAGAAGGUCUUGGCUUCAGCAUUACUUCCAGAGACGUUCCUGUUGGGGGCAGUGCUCCUAUUUAUGUCAAAAACAUCCUCCCUCGGGGGGCCGCCAUCCAAGACGGCAGACUCAAAGCGGGAGACCGUCUUCUGGAGUUCAUUACAGCCAAAUGUGUUGGAGCGUUUGCACUUGACUCAGGAAGGUGCGUGAUGCAGGUCGCUGAUGUGGACUUGAAUGGAAAAACCCAAGAAGAGGUGGUCUCUCUGCUCCGGGCCGCACCUAAGGGCGGGGUCGUGAACCUGUUGGUGACUCGCCAGGAGGAGCCCCUGUUGCCUCGAGAAGUGCAACAGGGGGAGGAUGACCUGGUCCUGACCCCGGAUGGCACACGGGAGUUCAUGACCUUUGAGAUCCCACUCAAUGACUCGGGUUCAGCAGGCCUGGGGGUCAGCGUCAAGGGGAACCGAUCCAAGGAGAGCCACGCCGACUUGGGCAUCUUUGUCAAAUCCAUCAUCAACGGUGGCGCUGCUAGCAAGGAUGGACGUCUACGCAUCAAUGACCAACUCAUCGCCGUCAAUGGAGAGUCAUUGCUGGGGAACACCAAUCAGGAAGCCAUGGAAACGCUACGCAAGUCAAUGUCGGUGGAAGGCAACAAACGGGGGAUGAUCCAACUCAUCGUCGCCCGGCGGGUGGGCCAAAACAAAGAGGAACUCCCUGGCAGCCCUCCUAUGCCGGGCCACCCUGAUGGCCGUCAGGACAACCACGAGCGCCGCAUCUCCCACUCCCUGUAUGAAAGCAUUGAGGGCUUCAACAGCAUCUCCACACCGGUACCAACCUCAGUUAGGCGCAUAGGUAAAUAUCAGCUCUCCCCCACCGUGAACAUGCCCCAGGAUGACAUCGUGCUGAUAGAAGACGACAGGCCGCCCUUGCUUCCUGCCCACUUCUCGGACCACUCAUCCUCAAGCUCCCAUGAAGACUUGGGGUUUGUGGGAGGGGACCCGGGACCGUGGAUCCAGGUGCCGCCCAGUCCAAACGAAUGCUCACUCAGUCCAGACGCAGACCCGGAUGGUUCUUUUCAAAGGGAGGGCUUUGGCCGCCAGAGUAUGUCCGAAAAACGCACCAAGCAGUAUGACAGUGCCGCUCAUCUGGACAUCGUCAAGUCACGCAAAUCUAAGAGCAUGGAUCUAGGACACGCCGUGGGACCUUCGCUGGGCCUCAAAAAGUCCAGUUCCCUUGAAAGCCUCCACACAGCUGUUGCGGCAGCGUCACGGAACUCCGAGAUCAACGUCAACAGGCCGCGCUCUCGAAUCGUCAGAGGCCGCGGCUGCAACGACAGUUUCAGAGCUGCGAUUGACAAGUCGUACGACAAACCACGCCUCAAUCGGGAAGAAGGGAACAGCAUGGAGACCGUGGAGGAGGACACGGACGGAAGCUCCCGAUCCGGCCAAGACUCGACGUCCGCCAGCGGGGACCUCGUCCUCAUCAGCCCCGGACUCAACGGAAACCUUUCCAAAGACGACAGGCCGAAAGAUCGGGACAAGGCGGAAAAGAAGAAACCCGAGCGGGAUAAAGAGAAGGAGAAAAGCAAAGCCAAGAAAGGCAUGCUGAAGGGCCUGGGCGACAUGUUCAGGUUUGGGAAGAGUCGCAGUAACGAGCAGCCGGGAGACAGCCGAGUGGAGAGGAAGGCCUCCAGUAGAUCUAAAGCUGAAGACGUGCAGGCGUCUGAGGAGGAGACCCAGCGGAUGAGGCUUGAACAAGAGAGGAUACAGGCCAAGAUGCGUGAGCUCCGGGAGAAGCAAGCAAAGGAGCGGGAAUAUGCUGAAAUCCAGGAUAUAAUCAGCCACGCUACCUUGAGCUCGGACGAAGAGCACACCUACGCCGGCAUCGGAUCGUUGGACUCAUCAGUGGACGGCAGCAGCCUGGAGCCUUACGGCGGUCACCACCACUAUCAUCACCCUCAGAGUCCCGAGAGCCCUCACCCUUCCUCCACUCCUCCAAACAACAACCCACCUCUUGAGGCGAUCUACGCUCAGGUCAACAAGCCUCGUAACGGACGCCCCGCACCUCCUAACAGCAAUCAGACGGCUCCCAACAACCAUGACCGGAUACAAAGGCUCAGGCACGAGUUCCAGCAGGCAAAGCAAGACGACGACCCGGAGGACCACCGCCACUCGUACAGCUUGGAUCAGACUUGGGCUGCCAACGGGACGGACAGACAGAGCGGGCGCCGUUCGGUAACGGUGGAAAAGCAGCAUGAGGAGGACCGUGGCGGUUUCCACCAGGCACUAAGACAGUACAGCUCUCUGCCACGGCCACCACGCAAGACGCCGAGCAACGCAUCUCAAGACGCGUGGGACAAGGCUUACCCGCCAGCAGCAGAUGCCAAAGAUAACCCCCGCUACUCCAGCAGCGCCCAGGGAGCCCACAACGGCUACCUGGGAACGUCCAACUUUAACGCCCGUGUGGUCUUGGAGACUCAGGAGUUGCUCAGACAGGAGCAGAGGCGCCGAGAGCAGGAGCUCAUCAAAGGCCGCCUACCUCCUGCCCAGGAACCCUCCAGCAGCGCCGACAGAGAACACAGUCAGGAGCCACCCAAAUCCAAGGGUCCCUACAGGCAGGACGUCCCGCCGUCCCCGACUCAGCUGGCUAAGCUCAGCAGGCUGCAUCAGGGCUCCGAGAAAGGGAGGCAGUUUUACUCCUGAAACCAACACGGAAAGACACUUUUUUUUCUGUUUUAGAAGGUUGAUUUAAAAAGCAAGCAAUGAGUCCAAAUGCUGUGAUAUUUUUUAUUGGAGUAUUAAUAUUUAACUUUUUUAACGACAUGAACCAUAUUCAUUUUUACCAAUGUGUAAAAUAUUGAUUUUCUUCCACAGAAUAUGUAUAUAAGUGCCUUUUAUUCCAUGUAGUACUCUCAUCCUGGUACCAGCUUGCAUUUUGGACCGCCUGUAUGAGUCAGUAGGUUUUGGGUUCAUCCUCCUGCUUUAUCUUUCAUUUUUCUCGUCACAGUUUCUGCUGCUGCAAAAAAAACAUCUUUAGAUCUCCGUUAUUCCAAUCCUGUCUGACCUACCCAGGGAAGCCGGCAUUAUAAAUUGGGUCAGGUCAGGGUUAUUAAUUAAUGUACCUCAUUAAAAAUGAAUGCAUUUGUUUUUGUUUGUUUUUGUUUUUGUUUUUUUUUGUCGUGUGCAGUGAGGAGCGAGAAACGGCAACCUUGCUGUCAAGGUUUCGGGCCCUGGCCUUGUCCGGAAUGAUUGGGAUGUAAGCGAAGCCUGCUGGCCCUGAGGUGUCACAGCCGCUCCUUGCUGAAUAUUUGAUCGGGGUGUUCGCAUGGGAAGCGCAGCAGCUCCGCAGGUGGUCUCAGUGGAAAAUAAAGUGCCUGUUUUAUCAGCUCAUUCGGUUUUUGAUUGCGUCCAUUGCGUCCACAGAGAUGACUUUGGCUGCACGGUAAUCCCUCCUCUCUUUGAAUUCCGCGUCUUCACUCUAUCACGGUUUUUCAAAAAUAUAUUCAUAAACCAUAGAGUUUCAUGGUUGAAUACGGUCUAUCAGUAAGAAAAAAAUGCUUAUUUUACGUAUUUUUUUGCCUAAAUGAAGCAUUUUCAAACAUAAAAAUGGCUUAAUGAAGUUACAAAUGCCAUUUACAGAAAUUACAAAUAAAAGGCGUUCAGAAGACGCAUUCAAAGACAUUGUGAUGAUACGUAGUAUUCUACACUGGUCACUAGGUGUCAGUACUGUUACUGUCAUGUGGGUGAGACACACAAGCACCAGACUUGAUCGCCGGGACAACAGGCUUUUAUUGCAGCUUUGAAAGAUUUCACAACAGGCACAAUAAUCCCUAACAUGGGAUACUGUUGUGGCCGUAACCCACGCCAACCUAAAACUCAACUCCGAACCCCUGAUGUCACUUCCUGUCUGGGCCACCGGAACACAUUUACAUGUGCACAAGUUGUAUUGACGUCUUAUUACGUCUACUAUAUUGGGUAAUAGGAGUGUAAAGGUGACUACAGGGAUGUUAUUUCAUGUCGAGAGGGCUCUAAUGUUAAAAACUGUAUUUAGAAGGUUGUACACAGGUUUUCUAUGUUCUAACUAGUAGGGAUGUCACGAGACGAGAAGAUACACGGGAUUUGGUUUUGGAGACAAGAUGGAAUUUUAACUUUACCUUUAAGCAAAGUCCAAUGAUGAAAUAUAUGACAAUAUAUUGCAUUCUACUCAUAACAUUUCCACUACGUUACCCUCUCCUGCACUCUGUGUGUAUGCCAGCGGCCCCGCCUCCACUCACCGAGACAAGGAGACUGUUUGACUGACAAAAGGGCUCACUCCGUUCAUGCCGUUGUUCCAUGAAACAAACGUGCCAAGGUGCCGAAAGCAAUGCACAGAGUGAGCUCUCUUCCAGCAUGGCAAUAUAUUAAGCCCGGAAAAAUGAUCAAUUACAUUUUCAUUUAUCGUGUGAUGAAUGAAUUAAUGUGUUAACAAUCCAUGCCGAGUGCGAAAAUAAAUCGUGUCAUGUUUUAAUCUUGCGAGAUCUUGUGACACCCCUACGAACUACCAAAAUAUUCUACUUAUAAAGAAGGAAUCCUAUUUUGUCAAAAUUCACUUAUCUCGGUCGACUCUGGAACCAAUUAGCUGCGAUAAACGAGGGAUUACUGUAUUUCUGAUCAAUAUUUGGUAGUGUUUUUUUUACAGUAAUGUGAGUGCACUUUUUGUCAAUUAACAACAACAAAAAACAACAACAAAUAGUAAAGGGUGGUGGUGGGGGCAUCUAGAUUUUUUUUUUUCAUGAAAAUGUGAAGAUGGGGAAUUUAACUCCAAAAAUUGAUUUGUUGCAUUUGCGUUCUUUUUUUAUUGCAAUUUUGGUUGCUAUGACAUCACAGGAGGAUUGCGCCAAUUCAUGUAAAAUAGAAAAAUCAAUGCAAGCAUCUUUGUGUGUGUUUUUUUCACUCUCCAGUACAGUACAGUUCGUCAAUGAAAAUGUCCACUGUACCAAGCAUUUGGCUCCAGAGUGUGAGAAAAGAAAAGUAGUAGGAGGAUAACAAGAUGGGAGCCGUGACCUUGUAGAUGAUUCAGCCAGUGGAGCCAUUUCUCACUUUGCAUCAGAACCUCAAGGUCACCUCUCUCCACUUUGCUGGCUCAUGGCGUCUUUUCUUUUUCAUAUUUGUUGUCCUUUUGCCCAGAAUUUGUGUGCUGUGUUGGUGUCUGUGAUUGUGUUACAUAACAAACAAAAAAAGCACCUGUAUCCCACCAUCCUCCCGUGCAAAUGUGUGUUCAUUAUUUGCCUCUGUGAUAAGUCUUUGCAUAAAGAUGUUGUUUCGGGGGGGGGGUUGUGUUUUCCUCCCAGUGAGAAGCUGUUCCUGUUCAGUGGUGGUUUUAUGAUCAUCCUUUAUUUAGUUUGGUUACAUGAUGCUACUGUGGUGGUGUAAAAAUGACUAAUAUGUAAGCACAGUGCAAUUUCCCUUUUUAUAACAAACAACGGUUUCUGCUCUUUUGUGUACAUGCAA
This is a messenger RNA of Dunckerocampus dactyliophorus (ringed pipefish), 7116 nucleotides long. RefSeq names its product partitioning defective 3 homolog. The transcript has 24 exons. Gene Ontology annotation, biological process: cell adhesion; establishment of centrosome localization; intracellular protein localization. The record is from RefSeq and is a predicted model, not a curated record. The coding region runs from base 226 to 4329 and encodes 1367 amino acids. Gene Ontology annotation, molecular function: protein binding; phosphatidylinositol binding. Lineage: Eukaryota; Metazoa; Chordata; Actinopteri; Syngnathiformes; Syngnathidae. Gene Ontology annotation, cellular component: adherens junction; apical plasma membrane; cell cortex.